Molecule: messenger RNA, 804 nt
Organism: Cooperia oncophora
Lineage: Eukaryota; Metazoa; Nematoda; Chromadorea; Rhabditida; Trichostrongylidae
Source: the annotation of a GenBank genome assembly
AUGCCAUCAUUACUGGAAGUUGCCACCACCAUACCAUUCAACUAUGAAAACGCUAAGGAGUAUACGAGGAGCGUUGAAAGACCAACCUUCUACAUCUCCAUGGCGUACGUCGUGGUCAUAUUUAGCACUAAAGCCAUUAUGACAAAUUUUAAGCCGUUCCAGCUGACUUCUGCGCUAAACUUUUGGAAUGCUUGGUUGGCAAUAUUCAGUACAAUUGGGAGUAUUUUCACAGGAUAUGGCCUAUUCUAUGAAAUCUACUACAGAGGACUUGUAUCAUCCUACACUCGUAUUGGUAAUUACUUCGAGGGCUUCAGUGGUCUACUGACAUUCCUGUUCGUGAUGAGCAAAGUACUCGAAUUUGGGGACACGAUUUUGCUGGUUUUGCGCAAGAAGCCACUCAUUUUCCUUCACUGGUACCAUCAUGUCCUGACUAUGAACUAUGCGAUUAUGUCGUACUCACACGACAUCGCCUACAACAGCUGGAUCACCUGGAUGAACUUCACGGUUCACUCGAUAAUGUAUGGAUAUUACAUGCUACGCUCAAUGGGUGUGAGAGUUCCUGCUUGGGUGGCCAAGAACAUUACGACAAUGCAGAUUCUGCAGUUCGUUAUCACUCAUUUGAUCCUCUUCCAUGUGGGAUACCUCGUCAGUCAAGGAGUGAAGGUCGACAGCACGCCUACAGUAUUCUGGUGUUGUCUUGCCAUGGAAUUCUCGUACGUGGUUCUGUUUGGAAACUUCUACUUCCAAUCCUACAUCAAAGGAGGCGGCAAAAAGUUCAUCCAGGAGAAAACCAAGAAGCAAUAA